Ilex paraguariensis (yerba mate) is the source of this 477-nucleotide messenger RNA. Lineage: Eukaryota; Viridiplantae; Streptophyta; Magnoliopsida; Aquifoliales; Aquifoliaceae. The record is from the annotation of a GenBank genome assembly.
AUGUCUCAUCAGCAGAGUAGAGUUCCGAAGUAUGCAGCAAAAUCUGUUCUGAUUCAGCUGCCACAGACUGUUCCACAAAUGAAGGUAAGGGCAAAGAACAACUUUUUGACUCAAAGCACACUAUCCCUGAAAUUCUUUUUGACAAGAUUGAUCACCGUGAUUACACCCCUAUACUUAGCAAGAAUGGCCACAAGAACCCUGAAAGAGUUUUUGUUUGAAACCCAAGAAAACCAUACAAAAGGAUUUGAGAAAACCAUACUAAGAGAUUUGGUAGAGAGCAUCUGGCAGGUGCUGUUGAGAUUUGGCACCCCAUCAAGAAAGUCUGUGUUUGGUUGGGCACUUACACCACUGCUGAAGAUGCCCCCGAGGCUUAUCUUUCUAAGAAGCUUGAAUUUGGGGCAACAACUCGUGGCCAAACAAGAAAUCAAACCAAUUGUUUUAUGGAACCAGCAGCAACAUCACAGUAGGCUCAAAUGA